Messenger RNA from Camelus dromedarius (Arabian camel), 2039 nucleotides. It is a transcript of the gene SLC17A1, whose product is annotated as solute carrier family 17 member 1. The record is from RefSeq and is a predicted model, not a curated record. Gene Ontology annotation, cellular component: plasma membrane. Bases 142 to 1539 code for a protein of 465 amino acids. Gene Ontology annotation, molecular function: transmembrane transporter activity. NCBI's taxonomy places the organism in Eukaryota, Metazoa, Chordata, Mammalia, Artiodactyla, Camelidae. Gene Ontology annotation, biological process: monoatomic anion transport; transmembrane transport. The transcript has 13 exons.
UUAGCAAAUCCAGAAAUACAGUAUUAAAGUUGAGAGGAAAGUCUUCACAGGGGAAGAAGGAAUCACUUUUCUGUCCUGAAUCAGUGGGUAGAAAACGAACCUUUCAGCAAGAAAAGAAGCAACCAGAACACACUUAGGCAAAUGGAUAACCGGCUCCCUCCCAGGAAAGUUCCAAAUUUUUGUUCCAUUCGCUAUGGACUCGCACUCUUCCUGCAGUUCUCUAACGUUGUAAUAAUAUCACAGCGUGCGUGUAUAAACCUCACAAUGAUAGCAAUGGUGAACAGCACAGAACCACAUGGUUUAUCCAACACCUCCACAAAGGAGCUCCAGGAUAACAUAAAGAACCCUGUGUAUAACUGGAGCCCUGAAAUACAGGGGAUCAUCUUAAGUUCCAUCUUCUAUGGUGUACUCAUCGCCCAAAUUCCUGCUGGAUAUUUAUCUGGAAUAUACUCCAUAAAGAAAAUGACUGGCUUUGCAUUAUUCUUCAGCUCUCUGUUUACUCUGCUCAUCCCACUGGCAGCUGAAUUUGGAGAAAUUUGGGUCAUUGUGUGCCGAGUACUCCAGGGAAUAUCUCAGGGGAUAGCAUUUACAACUCAGCAAAUAAUAUGGGUCAAGUGGGCUCCUCCUUUGGAACAAGGCCGACUCACCACUCUGAGUAUAUCAGGACUCCUGCUAGGACCUUCUGUUGUCAUGCCCUUGACUGGAUUCAUCUCUGACUCCCUGGGAUGGCCCAUAGUCUUUUAUAUUUUUGGUGCUUGUGGCUGUGCCUUAACUCUUUUCUGGUUCAUUCUGUUUUAUGAGGACCCAAAUGACCACCCAUGUAUAAGCAUUAGUGAGAAGGAAUACAUCACGUCCUCCCUUGCCCACCAGGACAGACCAAGUACAUCAUCUCUGCCCAUCAAGGCUAUGCUUAAGUGUCUUCCACUCUGGGUCAUUUCCCUCUGUAAUUUUGCCAUAUUCUGGGCAAGUAGCAUCCUGAAUUUGUAUACACCAAUGUUUAUCAACUACAAGUUCCAUGUUAAUGUAAGAGAGAAUGGGCUGCUGUCUUCCCUCCCCAACUUGUUUGCCUGGAUUUUUAGUAUCCUAGCAGGUCAUAUGUCAGAUACCCUCCAGUCCAGGAAUAUUUUCAGCUUACUCACCAUCCGGAAACUCUUCACUUCGCUAGGACUUCUCCUGCCUGCCCUCUUCAGCCUAUGCCUGCUUUACCCGGGUUCCAGCUUCUAUAGCAUUAUCAUUUUCCUAAUACUUGCUGGUGCAUCAGGAAGCUUUGCUUUGAGUGGAAUAUUAAUAAAUGCCUUGGAUAUCGCUCCCAGAUACUAUGGAUUUCUUAAAGGAGUUACAAAUUUACUUGGAAUGACAGGAGCACUAAUUUCUACCACUGUGACUGGAAUGAUUCUUAGUCAGGAUUCAGAAUCUUCCUGGCUUAAAAUCUUCUUGCUGAUGUCAUCCCUUAAUGUGAUAAGCCUAAUUUUCUACAUUAUAUUUGCUAAAGCAGAAAUUCAGGACUGGGCUAAAGAAAGACAAACCACAUAUCUCUGAAGAUUUCUUGGCCCCCAGUUCCAUGACUCUGGUGAUAAGACUGUCUUCCUUCCUUCUGGUACAAGGGAGGGCAUCUUCCACAUGGGAGUUCUGUGACCAGGGACAGAGGUCAGUGGGGCCUUCCUGCUUCUGCUGUUUUUCAAAAACUUUGGCUUAAGAUCUCUAAUAUUCCAAAGUGCCAUAUUUAGGGGUAGCGUGUCCUGAACGCCACAACUCUACAUACUUCCACAGCCUCCUCACAAUGAAUUUAUGAAGGCUUCCCUUAUUCUCUGUACUCUGGUCAUAACUGAUUGCUCCCUCUUGCCACCAAACCUUUGUUUAUUCUGUACCCUCUUCUUAGAAUGUUCUUUUCAUCCAUUUCCUGCAUUAGUUAACUAUCACCCUUCAGAUUUCAGCUUAUUGAAACUUCAUAGUCGGGGCCCUCCAUCACCCUCAGACUCGUGCAUAUGCCCUUAUCAUUCACAUUCAUAGCCUGGUGUCCUCAUUAUUUCAUUCCAUAG